CGCGACGUCUGAGGAAGCCGGCACGGAAGGUUCGAUUUUGCCUGGGUUCUGCCCUUACCUUAGCUUUUGGAGGCGUGGAGAGGCCGCGCAGUUCUGCGUCGCUUGCGGAGUGAAUUCGAGCAUGGUACCAGAUAUGACCUCCCUGAACUGGUUGCUUGCAAGAGACUUUCUUCAGAGAUUUCAGGUUACCCUCAAGAUACAGAAGCCAAAUUAUGGAGUGCACAAAAAGUAGUGAGAAAUCCAGAACAGCCUCCUGGAAUCUUCACCCUGGGCCAUUCUUGAUGCUCAGCACCACCCCAGAUCUCCAGCUUCCUAGUAGACUCCUUGGGCAAAUGGUUGAUUCCAGACCUGGGGCACAGGAGGUACAAGACGAGCCUGGAACAUCUUGUUAUGCUAUAAAAGAAGGAACAAAGCCUCUCUGAAGUAUCUUCCACCAGGGGAAUAUCUCCACUGAUGUCUAGAAAGCUCUUUGGUUGGUGAAGGAAAUGACACCAUGGACUCCAGCAUACUGUCAGGACAGCUUUCAAAUCCAAUGGGAUGACUAUACAGGCUAGUAAAAGAAAGGUAUUUUCUUGGAUGGGAAGGGAAAUGAAAAAUCUCAAAGAGAGAAUGGUUCUCCUUCUUGGCUACUGUUGAAAGCUGCGGGUCCUUGAGCUUCUGCAGACUUCGGAAGAGGGAAUCCUUAGCUGAAACAUUCAAGAACCAGGGGGUCCCAGAGAGAGGGAAAAAAAACAAACCACCCAACAUACUUCUGUGCCUUGCAUACUGACCCAACCCACAGAACAAUUGGAAGAAUCUUUGCCAACCCACCAGAGAUCCCUGGAUUCCACUUGGAGAGCCCAUCAAUCUAAAAAACGACAUCUUGAUUUCAGAACCCUUCUUUUGAUCUGGAAUUAUCUAUUAUUGACCACAGAAAGCUGCUACUGACGAUUGCCAGAACAGUAUCCUGUAGAGCGCGAGGAAAGAAGAACCUUCGUGGAGGGAGCAGCCAUGUUGCAAUGAACCGACAACACAGAUAAUAUGAAGAACAAAUCCAGGGAGAAAUGGAACCAUACGCUGGAAGCAUGAAGUUACAAUAGUUCCUUUGGUCAAACUGCUCUGAAAAUGCAGGAAAAGACUCUCACUCAUGUUGAAGCAAGCUGGACUGGGCCAGGAUGGCAGACCACCAAACCAAGAAGAUUGUAAUUUUCCUCCUUUUUCUACUUCACGCAAAGGCCUCCAGGAAUGGAUGUCACACGCCUCCUCCUGGCUACCCUGCUGGUCUGCCUGUGCUUCCUCACUGCCUACAGCCACCUGGCACCUGAGGAAAAGCCCAGAGAUGAAAGGAGCCUAAGGAGCAACUCUUCCAUGAACCUGUUGGAUUUCCCUUCUGUCUCUAUUGUGGCACAGAACAAGAAAUCCAAAAAGAUCAGCAGAAAAGAAGCGGAAAAAAAAAGAUCUUCCAAGAAAAAGGCUUCGAUGAAGAAGGUGGCACAGCCCCGGCCCCCGCCGCCCGGCCCCUGCGUGGCCACCCGCGACAGCUGCAAGCCGCCGGCGCCCGCCUGCUGCGACCCGUGCGCCUUCUGCCAGUGCCGCUUCUUCCGCAGCGCCUGUUCCUGCCGCGUGCUCAACCCCACCUGCUGA
This is a messenger RNA of Globicephala melas (long-finned pilot whale), 1623 nucleotides long. RefSeq names its product agouti signaling protein (gene ASIP). Gene Ontology annotation, biological process: positive regulation of melanin biosynthetic process; hormone-mediated signaling pathway; melanosome organization. Gene Ontology annotation, cellular component: extracellular region. Lineage: Eukaryota; Metazoa; Chordata; Mammalia; Artiodactyla; Delphinidae. The record is from RefSeq and is a predicted model, not a curated record. Gene Ontology annotation, molecular function: melanocortin receptor binding; neuropeptide hormone activity.